Molecule: messenger RNA, 2262 nt
Organism: Oikopleura dioica
Lineage: Eukaryota; Metazoa; Chordata; Appendicularia; Copelata; Oikopleuridae
Source: the annotation of a GenBank genome assembly
AUGGAAAGUUGGAAACGUUUGCGAUAUUUCAGUCUUUUGACGGCAAUUGUAGAAGGAGGGCUUUUUUCCGGCGUUAUUCUCGGCUUCGGAAGCCUUGCUUAUGUCUUGAAGAAGGAGGGAUAUUACAGAAGUGAAUGCGACCCGUUGGAGGUCAUUUGCGACUCUCAAGAUUCAAGCCUCGCCGCUUUAUAUGCUUACGGAGCGUUUAUGACAAAUGUUUCUUGCCUCCUUUCCGGCUACUUGAUGGAUGCAGUUUCACGUGGAAUCUGCCUCGAUUUUAUUUACACAAGUAUUUAUCUGAGAAAAGCGACCCCUGAGCAAGCAGGCUUUCUUUUCUACGGCAUCUGCCUUUUAUGCACUGGCGGAGCUGGUGUUCUAGUAACGAACAUGCCGAUUGGCAAUCUCUUUCCAAAGGUCAGGGCAGUCGUCAUCACCGUCAUCAAUGGACUCUUUGGCUCCUCGUCGAUCGUCUUCGUUGUUUUCAAACAUGCAUACGAGAGUGGGAUGAGUUGGAAGGCAAUCUUCCUUUGGUAUACGUUGGCAACGUUGUUUUGUUUGUUCAGAACAUUUUUCUUGAUGCCAAAAAACAUCAUUCCAUUUAAUAUUCCCGAGGACUUCCGAAUAGGCAUCUCAAGCUGUGCAAACACGCCGACAGAAAGAGAAAAGCUCUCAGAUGAAAAGACGGAGCUGAUGAAAAUGGAAGAACCAAAAUCCGAUCUGAAAGAAUUCCUCAAUCAAGCGAAAAAGAGUCUCUUCUGGAUCAACUUAUUGGCUUUUGGCUUCCAAAUGUUCCGGUUUAAUUUCUUCGUUGCGACUUUCAACGGCUUCAUUGGAGGUCUUGCUGCGGAAGAAUACAGCAAUGUAACGGAACAAGACGCUGCCCUCGUGCCAAGUUUACAAAUGCAGCUUACAACAAUGAUCGCGAUUUCUUUUUACAGGGCUUUCCUCCUUGGUGCUACUGCUGCUUAUAUGAACCUCGCCUUUCCAGCUGAGCAUUUCGGUCGAUUGUACGGACUUACCAGGCUUUCUGCUGCUUUGUGUGUUCUGUUUGUUCCGAUUUUUUACGAUUACGUUUUGUCGAAGGGCGAUUUUGAUAUUUCCUGCUACUUUUUCAUUAUUGGCAUGAUGAUAUCGUAUCUGAACUCCGGAAACAUCAUCAGAGUUGUUCUGAAGCAGUACGAAAGGGAUGAAGCCCUCGCCAGACAACUUCAAAAUGGAGCCGAAUCCGAUUCUGAAGCUCCAGGUCCCAGUUCGUCAAGGACCGUUAUUGGACGAAGCAUUCGAAUUACCACGGAUUUGCCAGCGAUAGAUGAGGACGUCAUUGAUUUGACAGUAAGCGGCGACGAAGAGGACGAAGACGAGAGCAACGAGUCGAUGGACACUAGUCACAAUACAACAGCGGGAUCAUCUGCUUCCAACGCACAGAUAGAGAGUGACGAGGCCAUGGCCCGAAGACUGAUGCAAGAAAUGGUCGAGGAAGAGAACGAGAGAGAUAGAAGCCCAAUUAUUCGCCAUAUACGGCCUCGGAGAACGGCUUCCGGCACAUCUGGACAGGGUCGUUCGCGGACUUUGUUCCGUUGGAACGCAGAUGAGCAUCGACGGAAUGCUUUUCCCAGCCCUCCUCGAAGACAUCCAGAUGAUUUGCCAGUGGCUGGAGAAGAGGAAGACACUGAGGAAGCGCUUUUCAACGAGUCCAACGACUACGAUAUUGAAGACUCUUUCAUCAACGAUGCUGAUGCCUCGAUGGUCGCAACGAACAAUCGAGUUCGGCAAGCUCCUUCCUACUCUGGAGCGAAUAAUGCAGGACCAUCUUCUUCGGUAUCAAACCCAUUCCGUCCUCCUGCUUUCACGCGACAAACUUUAACUAGAGGAACUGGCGGCUCCAGUGGCGGGUCAAACUUGCUGUUCUCCAUGAGCACUUCAAGUGGCGGUGACCGGUCUGCAACUUCUUCAAUGUCUAUCGUCCGAGGAGGUCCUGGCAGUGGAUUUCCCUUGCAAGGAUCUUCAUAUGAGCGCCUCCUGAAUCUUCAAGAUCACAAGGUCGGACUUCGUCAAGACCAGAUCAAUCGCCUCCCCUCCCAGUCGCUGGACGAGACACUCGCAGGCGACACCUGUCCAGUUUGCAUGGACGAAAUGGCGACCAACAACGAGGUUCGACGUCUUCCAUGUCUCCACGUGCUACACAAAGGCUGCAUCGACCCAUGGCUGAAGAAUAGCAAAGAAUGUCCGAUCUGCAAGUUCGACAUUUCCUCCGCCAUGUAA